AUGGUGUCAGCGACCGUCCUUCCCGCUACCCACGGCGGUGGGCCCAUCUUCGAGAUGGCAGCCGAUCCCGUCGUGCCACCCGGGUCCAAGACGACGUCAGCAACGACAGAUGCAGGUCCAGACGCCGACGCUGCUGGCAAGGGGGCGAACCCGUGGCCAUAUCACGCCGAGGACCGACAUGACAAGCCGGUCGGACCGGUCUAUAAGCCUUAUGCGCCGCCGGCAGAGCACGAGACGCACCAUGCUCAUACCGCUCCUGCCGCUGCCGCCGUGCGGCCGUCGACGACGGGUCAAGGGGGGAGUGCUGCUGCCCUGGCUUACAGACCGUACCGGCCGCCGGGGGAUGGCGGCCAGGACGGCGAGGAGGCUAAGGGGAAGGGAAACGGAGAGGGCGACGGCAACGGCAAGGACGCUGCUGAACCCGAGUACCCGACCGGUGCUGCGCCACACCACUUCCACACGCCUGGGCCGCCUGCGGUGCCAAACCAGACGAAGCCGGAGGUGACUGCUGCGAAACCGUGCCCGGAGACGCUGUCUCCUACGUCGGCAGGCGAUGCCGGCCCAGAGCGACCGGCCACUCGACCGGCCACGGCGCCGCCCGGACCGACGACGGGACCUCCCGUGCCCGGACCCGCCGACACCGUCCUGUGGCCGCCUUCCUCCCGGCAGAACAGCGAGGCCGCCCUGCCGGAGGUAUGCCAGGGUCCGUACCAGUCUCAGGAUGCCGAGGUGGUGGUCCCGGCCACGGCCCCGCCGCCCGUCAACGCGUCGACGUACCCCUUUGCCGCGUACCCGCAUCCGCCACCACCGCCGCCGCCGACGUCUGCCCCCGCCGCCGCCGCUGCCGCCCACGCACCCCCGCAGCCGAUAUACUCGCCCGCGCACGUCUUGUCUCCGGCAGCAAGCUGGUACGGACAGCUGCCCGUGUCGCCGACGUACGACAUCUCGCCGCAGUCGCCGCCGCCGGCCUACACCGACGGUCCACCCAUGCUGCCUCUGCGCAGCGAGAAGCCUUCGCUGUUCCCGCAGGCACCGCUGUCCGCACCGCCGACGACGACGUCUACGCCCCAGCAGCAUGUGACGACCCCCCCACCGCCGCUGCCGCCUUCGUCGUCGUCGUCGUCGUCCUUGUCCCACACCCCCUACCAGCCCCCGGUGCCCCAGCCGACGUAUGUGCACCCCCCACCCCUGCCGCCGCGUCCUAGCUCGUCAGACGGGGGUAUGCGUCCUCCCCCGCCGUCGGUGCAGACCGUGGCCGGAUUCGGCUUCACCCCCGGCCCACCGGUCGGGAAUAAGCUGUUCAGCGGCUCGUCGGCCAUGAAAUGGCUCGACAAGACGAAUCAGCUCGUCGAAGAAAAGAUUGGCGAGAUCCUCGACCAUAGCAAGUUUCGUCCGCAGCAGCAACAGCACCAGCACCAGCCGAAGUAUGGGUACACGCAGCAGCCGUCGCUGCCGCAGCGACCGGCGUAUUAUCAGCCUGCGCCGGGACAGCAGCCGUAUUACCCUCGAAGUGGUGGACAGUGA
Geosmithia morbida is the source of this 1524-nucleotide messenger RNA. RefSeq lists its product as uncharacterized. NCBI's taxonomy places the organism in Eukaryota, Fungi, Ascomycota, Sordariomycetes, Hypocreales, Bionectriaceae. The coding region runs from base 1 to 1524 and encodes 507 amino acids. The transcript has 3 exons. The record is from RefSeq and is a predicted model, not a curated record.